Molecule: messenger RNA, 5096 nt
Organism: Manis pentadactyla (Chinese pangolin)
Lineage: Eukaryota; Metazoa; Chordata; Mammalia; Pholidota; Manidae
Gene: BOC
Product: BOC cell adhesion associated, oncogene regulated
Exons: 20
Coding region: 905-4246 (1113 amino acids)
Biological process (GO): axon guidance; cell-cell adhesion; nervous system development
Cellular component (GO): plasma membrane; axon
Molecular function (GO): protein binding
Source: RefSeq, a predicted model, not a curated record
AAUCUAAGGAGGAAAAUGGGAUUCAGGGGAGCCCAGGGGAGUGGGAGAAGGGCAGAGGUUAAUUCUGGGAUGCGGAAGUAAGAAGGUGGGAGCUGAGCGCGGGAUUACGGCGCAACAGAAAGAAACGCGUGUUAGAACUGCGUUUGGGGAGCUGUUUUUUUUUUUUCUUCCAGUUUCCUUUCCUUCCCAAGACUUUUUCUGGCUCCGUUUUGCUCCUCCCCCUCCUGCCCGCCUCCCCGCUGCCCCCCUCCUGCGCCUCGCGCGGCAAUGGGAGGCUCCUAGGCAAGAGAAGCAAAAGAAGGAAUUGUUUGGGAGUUCACUCAUCCAAAAGAGCGUCUUCCAUAUGGAGGGACCGGGUGCGCUGGGCGCGGCGUCCCCUGCCUUGUCCUCCCUCUGCCGCCGUGGUCCCCGCUUCCUGCCGCGGGGACCGUGAGCCCCUGGCCGCCGGUGUCAGCUGCCGCGCGCGCACACGCACUUCCACACUUAAACACACGCACACGCACGCCCAGCCCGCCGCGGCCACACGCGCCCGCACGCGCCUCCCGCCGCGGCCGGCAACUCCUCGGUCCCGGCCCCUUUGUUGCUCCCGCCGCGGUCGCUCUCCCGAUCCGUGUGUCCGGGUGUCACCGUGCGGGCUGCGGGUCCGUGCGGCGCGGUGCGCGUGGCUCUCUGCGUGGCCACCGCGCUGGCCCGUGGCCCCGGGCUCGUUCUUCCCAGGAGCCGCUGCACAAGAGCAAGCUUCCUGGAACCCGUGACCCAUGAAGUCUUGUCAACAUCCACACCAUCCAAGCAUAGCAGCAAUGAAGUAGAAGCAGCAGAGAAGAGUGAGCCAGGAGACUGAAGUACUCUUUGAGUGACUGCAGUGGCUUAUGGGACGUUGGCUUCAGCGCCUUUGCGGUACACCAUGCUGCGUGGGAUGACGGCGACUCUGAGAGGACAGCGGCCCGAGGUCACACUCACGUGCCUCCUCCUGGCCGCGGCAGGCUGCUUUGCUGACCUGAAUGAGGUCCCUCAGGUCACUGUCCAGCCUUCUUCCAUCGUCCAGAAGCUUGGAGGAACUGUGAUCCUGGGCUGCAUGGUGGAACCCCCAUGGAUGAACACCACAUGGCGCCUGAAUGGGCAGGAGCUGAAUGGCUCGGACGAUGCCCUGGGCGUGCUCAUCACACAAGGGACCCUCAUCAUCCCUGCCCUCAACAACCACACCGUGGGACGCUACCAGUGUGUGGCCCGGAUGCCUGCAGGGGCCGUGGCCAGUGUGCCAGCCACCGUGACAAUAGCCAAUCUUCAGGACUUCAAGUUAGAUGUGCAGCAUGUGAUUGAAGUAGACGAGGGGAACACAGCAGUUAUUGCCUGCCACCUUCCUGAGAGCCACCCAAAAGCCCAGGUCCGAUAUAGCGUCAAACAAGAGUGGCUAGAGGCAUCCAGAGGUAACUACCUGAUCAUGCCGUCGGGGAACCUCCAGAUCAUGAACGCCAGCCAGGAGGAUGAGGGAAUGUACAAAUGCGCCGCUUACAACCCAGUGACCCAGGAAGUGAAAACCUCGGGCUCCAGUGACAGGCUGCGUGUGCGCCGCUCUACCGCCGAGGCUGCCCGCAUCAUCUACCCACCUGAGGCCCAGGCCAUCAUUGUCACCAAAGGCCAGAGUCUUAUCCUGGAGUGUGUGGCCAGUGGGAUCCCACCGCCGCGGGUCACCUGGGCCAAGGACGGGUCCAGCGUGGCUGCCUACAACAAGACACGCUUCCUGCUGAGCAACCUGCUCAUUGACACCACCAGUGAGGAGGACUCAGGGACCUACCGCUGCAUGGCCGACAACGGGGUUGGCGAGCCUGGGGCGGCUGUCAUCCUCUACAACGUUCAGGUGUUCAAACCCCCUGAGGUCACCGUGGAGCUCUCCCAGCUGGUCAUCCCAUGGGGCCAGAGUGCCAAGCUCACCUGUGAGGUGCACGGGAACCCCCCGCCCUCCGUGCUGUGGCUGAGGAACGCUGUGCCCCUCACCUCCAGCCAGCGCCUCCGCCUGUCCCGCAGGGCCCUGCGGGUGGUCAGCGCGGGGCCUGAGGACGAAGGUGUCUACCAGUGCAUGGCCGAGAAUGAAGUUGGGAGCGCUCACGCCGUGGUGCAGCUGAGGACCGCCAGGCCAGGCACAACUCUGAGGCCGUGGCAGGAUGCUAAGCCGGACACUGCCACACCUCCCACACCACCUUCCAGACCUGGGAGCUCUGACCAGAUGCUGAAGGGGCGCCUGGGCCCCCCGGCGUCCGUGCAGCCAGCUUCCCUGCAGUGCCCGGGAGAGAAGGGGCAGGUGGCUCCUGCAGAGGCACCCAUCAUCCUCAGCUCACCCCGGACCUCCAAGACUGACUCGUAUGAGCUGGUGUGGCGGCCCCGGCAUGAGAGCAGCAACCGGGUGCCAAUCCUCUACUAUGUGGUGAAGCACCGGAAGCAGGUCACCAACUCCUCUGACGAUUGGAUCAUCUCUGGCAUUCCAGCCAACCAGCACCACCUGACCCUCACCAGACUGGACCCUGGGAGCUUAUAUGAAGUGGAGAUGGCAGCUUACAACUGUGCGGGUGAAGGCCAGACGGCCAUGGUCACCUUCCGAACUGGACGGCGGCCCAAACCUGAAAUCAUGGCCAGCAAGGAGCAGCAGAUCCAAAGGGAUGACCCUGGAGCCAGCCCCCAGAGCAGCAGCCAGCCGGACCACAGCCGCCUCUCCCCCCCAGAAGCUCCAGACAGGCCCACUGUUUCCAUGGCUUCCGAGACGUCUGUGUAUGUGACCUGGAUUCCCCGCGGGAAUGGGGGCUUCCCGAUCCAGUCCUUCCGCGUGGAGUGUAAGAAGCUAAAGAAAGUGGGAGACUGGGCUCUGGCCACCAGUGCCGUCCCUCCCUCCCGGCUCUCAGUGGAGGUCACAGGCCUCGAGAAAGGCACCUCCUACAAGUUCCGAGUCCGGGCUCUGAACAUGCUGGGGGAGAGCGAGCCCAGUGCCCCCUCACGGCCCUAUGUGGUGUCGGGCUACAGCGGCCGCAUGUACGAGAGGCCCGUGGCAGGCCCUUACAUCACCUUCACCGAUGCCGUCAAUGAGACCACCAUCAUGCUCAAGUGGAUGUAUAUUCCAGCAAGUAAUAACAAUACCCCGAUCCAUGGCUUUUACAUCUACUACCGACCCACAGACAGCGACAACGAUAGCGACUACAAGAAGGAUAUGGUGGAAGGAGACAGAUACUGGCACUCCAUCAGCCACCUGCAGCCAGAGACUUCCUACGACAUUAAGAUGCAGUGCUUCAAUGAAGGAGGGGAGAGUGAGUUCAGCAACGUGAUGAUCUGUGAAACCAAAGCCCGGAAGUCUUCUGGAGAGCCCGGUCGCCUCCCGCCCCCAACGCAGGCCCCGCAUCAGCCACCACCGCCUGAGGCUGCAGAGCGGCCGGGAGGCGUGGGGGUUAUGGCGGCGCGCGCCAGCGACCUACCCUACCUGAUUGUCGGGGUUGUCCUGGGCUCUGUCGUCCUCAUCAUCGUCGCCUUCAUCCCCUUCUGCCUGUGGAGGGCCUGGUCUAAGCAAAAACAUGCAACGGACCUGGCUUUUCCUCGAAGUGCCCUUCUGUCUUCCUCCUGCCAAUACACUAUGGUACCACUCGGAGGACUCCCAGGCCACCAAACCAAUGGGCAGCCCUAUGUCAGCAGCACCAGUGGACGGGCCUGCGCCAGUGGGGUGCAUGGGAACAGGGGCUGCCCAGCAGUGGCCAUUGGCUACGUAGGCAUGAAACCUCAGCAGCAUCGCCCAGGGGUGCCUCAGCAGCAGGAUGACACCCACAGCCUGCUGAGGCAGACCAUUCUUGGCAGAGGAUAUGACCCUCCCCGUCACUGGAUUCCCAGGAGUCCCAGGUCUAACCCGGAUGAGGGCUCUUUCUUAUAUACACUGCCUGAUGACUCAACUCGCCAGCUGCUCCAGCCCCGCAGGGACUGCCACCGCCUCUGGGAACAGGGUGCUGCCACCGGCCAGCCAGGCACGAGAGCUGCAGCCCAAGGUCCUGGGCUGGAAGCAACGCGGGACCCUCUUUUUCACCCAGGGCCCCCGUGCUGCUUGGGGCUUGCCCCAGUUGAGGAGGUGGACAAUCCUGACUCCUGCCAAGUGGGCAGAGGAGACCAGUGUCCUCAGCGCCGCACAGGGUCCCGUGUAGGGCAGGAACUCUCGAUGCAGCUCUCCCCUGGCCCACCAGUGCACGUGGCUUUUGAAACACCACCUCCUGCAAUUUAGGCAGAAGCCAGUAGCCCAGAAAGACUAUACAUUAUGGUUUUUAAAAAGAGAAAAUUGGUAUUUAUUUUUCUAUAAUAGCCAUAUUUAUAAUAUUUAUGUACUUGUAAAUAAAUGUAUAUGUUUUUGUAAUUCUGGAGAGACAUAGGGAAUCCUAGCCAUUGAGGUAUGAGAGGAAAAACAAAGAAGUCACAACAUAACAGGAGUUGCCCGGAAAAGAAGAACCCAGCAGGAGGAGGCAGCCUUCACUUAGAACCCCUUGCUGGCCUCGGACGCUGCAUAAGGCCCAGAGAAGCUGACAAAAGGAAGAAGCCCAGGCAUGUUUUUCAUGAUGACUGUGAGGGAAGAGCAAGGGCCACAGGCUGCAGACACCUGUGAAGACGGCUGGAUCUGGUGCUACAGGAAACGUUUCCAGAAGAUGCCCAUGAGAAUAGAAGAGCUUUACUUGAAGUCCAGUACAUUAACAAACCUUCCAGAAUCAGUAAUCUGUGGCAACAUAUCUCUGUAAAAACAAACACUGUAACUUCUAAAUAAAUGUUUAGUCUUCCCCGUUAACCUUCAACUUAGUCACAUAUGACUCAGCAUUCUCUUUAGCGGUUAGGAUUCAGUUGAGUAUUUGAAGAAAAUACCCACUUAACAUUUUCAAAUACAUCAAGAGAUAAGAUCUGGAAAAGGUAGCAGAUGUUCCUAGUUUUGUCUUUUGAAUACAUUCGUGUCAGUUGUAUUUUUAUUAAUGCAGAAUGCAUGAGUAACUGUUUAGUCCAAGAGGGAGACCGGGUGCAGGAAGCAAGAAGCAACAGAUUCAGACUUCUCUUACUGCCUGGACUUCAAGUAAAGCUCUGGUCAUAGCAAA